Marmota flaviventris (yellow-bellied marmot) is the source of this 6986-nucleotide messenger RNA. It is a transcript of the gene Ptprb, whose product is annotated as protein tyrosine phosphatase receptor type B. NCBI's taxonomy places the organism in Eukaryota, Metazoa, Chordata, Mammalia, Rodentia, Sciuridae. Gene Ontology annotation, molecular function: cadherin binding; protein tyrosine phosphatase activity. Gene Ontology annotation, cellular component: signaling receptor complex. The record is from RefSeq and is a predicted model, not a curated record. Gene Ontology annotation, biological process: angiogenesis; peptidyl-tyrosine dephosphorylation involved in inactivation of protein kinase activity.
GAAGCAUGAAGAGUUGUUAAGUGGAAAAUGGAGGCUGAAUUUUACCUGGCGAUUCUUACCAGCCUGAUCUUCGGGAGCUCGGAGGGGUUUCAGAUUGUCCAUGUCCAGAAACAUCAGUGCCUUUUCGUAAAUCAGAGAGUGAUCGUGGGAGCCUGCAAUGGUACCAGCCAGAACCAGCAGUGGCUGUGGGCUGAGGAUGGAAACCUCCUCCAUGUUGGAUCUGCACUGUGCCUGGGCAUCUCCAACUCCUCCGGUGGCCCUUCCCGUGCAGCUGUCCUCACCCCCUGCUCCCAGGCACCCCGAUGGACCUGCUACGAGCAGGAAGGGUUCCUGGAGGUCGAAAAUACCUCCUUCUUUCUCAAGAAACAAGGCCCCAAAGUAGUGGUCAAGAAAGGCAGGAAAUACCUCCAUAGCUGGAUGAAAAUAAUCGUCAACAAGGAGGGGAAAGUGGUCAAUGAAAGCCUCUGCUUAAAAGAAGCUGGCCUGGGAGCAGAAGUUUCAGUAAGGAGCACUAGAAACAUGGCUCCUCCCCAGAUCCCCACUACUUUUAAUACAGUUCCAUAUAGCCCGGAGAACCUUAUUAGGAACACCACAGAGGCCUUUAUCAUCAAUACUACAGAAAACCACAGCCACAACAGCAGCAAGAAACCUUACCCCAAUCUGCAUGCAACUGGAAUUGCAGAUACAUCGUGGAUACCAUCAACUACUUGGCCCUUCUCCAGCACCACUAAAGAGACUGGACUGGCAGAGUCAGUGAGAUGUAACUUCACCCUGACGGAGUCCAGGGUCUCCAGCUUGUCGGUGUCUAUCCAGUGGAGAACUUUAGGGUCACCAUGUAACUUUAGCCUCAUCUAUAGCGGUGACACCUCAGGGCCUUCAUGGUGCCACCCCAUUCAGAUAGACAACACUACCUAUGGAUGUACCCCCAAGGAUUUACAAGCAGGAACCAUCUAUAACUUCAGGAUUGUUUCUCUGGAUGGAGAAGAGAGAACCGUGGUCUUGCAAACAGAUCCUUUACCACCUGCUAGGUUUGGAGUCAGUAAAGAGAAGACUACUUCAACCAGCCUGCAUGUUUGGUGGACUCCAUCUCCUGGAAAAGUCACCUGGUAUGAGGUGCAGUUAUUAGAUGAUAAUAACCAAAAGAUGCAAGGUGUCCAAAUUCAAGGAAGUACAUCACGGAAUGAACACACAUUUUUAAACCUCACUGCUGGUAAUUAUUAUAAUGUUGCCAUCACAGCUGUCUCUGGAGAGAAACGUUCCUCUACAGUUUAUACCAAUGGGUCAACAGUGCCAUCUCCAGUGAAAGAUAUUGGUAUUUCAUCAAAAACUAAUUCUCUCCUGAUUUCCUGGUCCCAUGGUUCUGGAAAUGUGGAACAAUACAGGCUGAUGCUAAUGGAUAAAGGGAUCCUAGUUCAUGACAGUAUUGUGGACAAACGCGAUACCUCCUAUACUUUUCAUGGGCUGAUACCUGGCCACCUCUACAACCUCACUAUUGUGACUAUGGCUGCAGGACUGAAGAACUACAGGUGGAAAUUAGUCAGGACAGCUCCCAUGGAAGUCUCAAAUUUGAAGGUGACAAAUGAUGGCAGUUUGACCUCUUUAAAAGUCAAAUGGCAAAGACCUCUUGGAGAUGUGAAUUUCUACAACGUGACCCUGUCUCACCAAGGGACCAUCAAGGAAUACAGAGUAUUAGCACCUCAGGUCAUUGAAACUCACUUUAAAGACUUAGCCCCUGGACGACUUUAUCAAGUUACCAUCAGCUGUAUUUCUGGUGAACUCUCUGCUCAGAAGAUGGUAAUGGGCAGAACAGUUCCAGACAAAGUUAGGAACCUAGAGGCAAACAACAAUGGUUGGAUGAGGUCCCUCAUGGUGAGCUGGUCGCCCCCUUCUGGAGACUGGGAGCAGUAUCGUAUCCUGCUCUUCAAUGACUCUGUGGCACUGCUCAACACCACUGUGGGAAAGGAGGAAACACAGUAUGUCAUGGAUGGUGUGGGGCUCAUACCCGGAAGACAGUAUGAGAUAGAAGUCAUCGUUGAGAGUGGAAAUAUGAAGAAUUCUGAACGUUGCCAAGGCAGGACAGUUCCCCUGGCUGUCCUUCAGCUUCGGGUCAAACAUGCUAACGAAACUUCACUGGGCAUCAUGUGGCAGACCCCCGCUGCAGAGUGGGAGAAAUACAUCAUCUCUCUAGCCGACAGAGACCUCUUACUCAUCCACAAGUCACUCUCCAAAGAUGCCAAAGAAUUCACUUUUACUGAUCUGGUACCUGGACGAAAAUACACAGCUACGGUCACCAGUAUUAGUGGAGACUUAAAAAAUUCCUCUUCAAUAAAAGGAAGAACAGUACCUGCCCAAGUAACUGGCCUGCAUGUGGCCAACCAAGGGAUGACCAGUAGUCUAUUUACCAACUGGACUGAGGCCCUGGGAGACAUAGAAUUCUACCAAGUCUUACUGAUCCAUGAAAAUGUGGUCAUCAAAAAUGAAAGUGUUCCCAGUGAGACCAACAAAUACAGCUUCCACUCUCUGAAAUCAGGCAGCCUUUACUCCGUGGUGGUAACAACAGUGAGUGGAGGGAUUUCCUCCCGACAAGUGGUGGUGGAAGGAAGAACAGUCCCUUCCAGUGUGAGUGGCAUGACGGUGAACAAUUCAGGUCGUAAUGACUACCUCAGUGUUUCCUGGCUGCCAGCGCCUGGAGACGUGGAUAACUAUGUGGUGACCCUCUCCCACAACAGCAGGGUGGUUCAGUCCCUGGUCAUUGCCAAGUCUGUCAGUGAGUGUUCCUUCAGCUCCCUCACCCCAGGCCGCCUCUACAAUGUGACCAUAACUACAAGGAGUGGCAAGUAUGAGAAUCAUUCCUUCAGCCAAGAGCGGACAGUGCCUGACAAGGUCCAAGGAGUCAGUGUUAGCAACUCGGCCAGGAGUGACUACCUAAAGGUGUCCUGGGUGCAUGCCACUGGAGACUUUGAUCACUAUGAAGUCACCAUCAAAAACAAAAACAACUUCAUUCAAACCAAGAGCAUUCCCAAGUCGGAAAAUGAGUGUAUAUUUGUUCAGCUAGUCCCUGGACGGUUGUACAGUGUCACCGUUAGUACAAUAAGCGGCCAAUAUGAAGCCAGUGAACAAGGAAAUGGAAGAACAAUCCCAGAGCCCGUUAAGGAUCUAACACUGCGGAAUAGGAGCACUGAGGACCUGCAUGUGACUUGGUCACGAGCUGAUGGGGACGUUGACCAGUAUGAGAUCCAGUUGCUCUUCAAUGACAUGAAAGUAUUUCCUCCUUUUCACCUUGUAAAUACUGCAACCGAGUAUAGGUUCACCUCCCUAACACCAGGGCGCCAGUAUAAAAUUCUCGUCUUGACAAUAAGUGGGGAUGUACAGCAGUCAACCUUCAUUGAAGGCCUAACAGUUCCUAGUGCUGUCAAAAAUAUUCAUAUCUCUCCCAAUGGAGCAACAGAUAGCCUGACAGUGACCUGGACCCCAGGUGGCGGAGAUGUUGAUUCCUAUGUGGUGUCGACCUUCAGGCAGAAUCAGAAGGUUGAGUCUCAGACCAUCCCCAAGCACGUCUCUGAGCACACGUUCCACAGACUGGAGGCAGGGGAACAGUACCAGAUUGUGAUUGCCUCUGUCAGCGGGUCACUGAGGAACCAGAUGGACGCACUGGGGCGGACAGUUCCAGCAUCUGUCCAGGGACUAAGUGCAGACAAUGCAUACAGCAGUCAUUCCUUAAUAGUAAGUUGGCAAAAAGCUGCUGGUGUGGCAGAAAGAUAUGAUGUCCUGCUUCUAAAUGAAAAUGGAAUUCUUCUGAGUAACACAUCAGAGCCAGCUACUGCUAAACAGCACAAAUUUGAAGAUCUAACACCAGGCAAGAAAUACAAGAUACAGAUUCUAACCGUCAGUGGAGGCCUCUUUAGCAAGGAAUCCCAAACUGAAGGCCAAACAGUCCCAGCAGCUGUCACCAACCUGAGGAUCACAGAAAACUCCACUAGACACCUGUCCUUCAGUUGGACCGCCUCAGAGGGGGAGUUCAACUGGUAUAACAUCUUUCUGUACAACCCGGAUCGAACACUUCAGGAGAGAGCCCAAGUGGACCCACAAAUCCAGAGCUUCUCUUUCCAGAACUUGCUACAAGGCCGAAUGUACAAAAUGGUGAUCGUGACUCACAGUGGGGAGCUGUCUAAUGAGUCUUUCAUAUUUGGCAGAACAGUCCCAGCCCCUGUGAGUCAUCUCAAAGUAUCCAAUCGGAACAUGACAGAUAGUCUUUGGUUCAGCUGGAGUCCAGCUCCUGGGGACCUCGACUUUUAUGAACUGAUUCUCUACAAUCCCAAUGGCACAAAAAAGGAAAACUGGAAAGACAAAGACCUGACGGAGAGGCGUUUUCAGGGUCUUGUCCCUGGAAGGAAGUACACACUAUGUGUGAUAACUCACAGUGGAGAUCUCAGCAAUAAGGUCACAGGGGAGGGCAGAACAGCCCCAAGUCCUCCCAGUCUUUUGUCAUUUGCUGAUGUUGCAAACACAUCUUUGGCCAUCACCUGGAAGGGACCCCCAGACUGGACAGACUACAAUGACUUUGAGCUACAAUGGCUCCCCAGAGAUGCACUCACUGUCUUCAACCCCUACAGCAACAGAAAAUCAGAAGGACGCAUUGUGUAUGGUCUUCGUCCAGGGAGAUCCUAUCAAUUCAGUGUCAAGACUGUCAGUGGAGAUUCCUGGAAAACCUACAGCAAACCAAUUUCUGGAUCUGUGAGAACAAAGCCAGACAAAAUACAAAACCUGCACUGCCGGCCCCAGAACUCGACAGCCAUUGCCUGUUCUUGGAUUCCUCCCGAUUCUGACUUCGAUGGGUAUAGUAUUGAAUGCCGCAAAAUGGACACCCAAGAAAUUGAGUUUUCCCGAAAGCUGGAGAAAGAAAAAUCUCUGCUCAACAUCAUGAUGCUGGUACCCCAUAAGAGGUACCUGGUGUCCAUCAAGGUGCAGUCGGCCGGUGUGACCAGUGAGGUGGUUGAAGACAGCACCAUCACAAUGAUAGACCGUCCUCCUCCUCCACCCCCACAUGUUCGUGUGAAUGAGAAGGAUGUGCUAAUUAGCAAAUCUUCCAUCAACUUUACUGUCAACUGCAGCUGGUUCAGUGACACCAACGGAGCUGUGAAAUACUUCACAGUGGUGGUGAGAGAGGCUGAUGGCAGCGAUGAGAUGAAGCCAGAACAACAGCACCCUCUCCCUUCCUACCUGGAAUACAGGCACAAUGCCUCCAUUCGAGUGUAUCAAACCAAUUAUUUUGCCAGCAAAUGUGCCGAAAGUCCUGACAGCAACUCCAAGAGUUUUAACAUUAAGCUUGGAGCAGAGAUGGAUAGCCUAGGUGGAAAAUGCGAUCCUACUCAGCAAAAAUUCUGUGAUGGACCACUGAAGCCACACACUUCCUACAGAAUCAGCAUUCGGGCUUUUACUCAGCUGUUUGAUGAAGACCUGAAAGAAUUCACAAAGCCACUCUAUUCAGACACAUUUUUCUCUUUGCCUAUCACCACUGAGUCAGAGCCCUUGUUUGGAGUCAUUGAAGGUGUGAGUGCUGGCCUGUUUUUAAUUGGCAUGUUAGUGGCUCUCGUGGCCUUCUUCAUCUGCAGACGGAAAACAAGCCAUGGUCGAGAAAGGCCCUCUGCCCGCCUGAGCAUUCGUAGGGAUCGACCAUUAUCUGUCCACUUGAAUCUGGGCCAGAAAGGUAACCGGAAAACUUCUUGCCCCAUAAAAAUAAAUCAGUUUGAAGGGCAUUUCAUGAAGCUUCAGGCUGACUCCAACUACCUUCUAUCCAAGGAAUAUGAGGACUUAAAAGACGUGGGUCGAAACCAGUCGUGUGACAUCGCACUCUUGCCGGAAAAUAGAGGGAAAAAUCGAUACAACAAUAUAUUGCCCUAUGAUGCCUCAAGAGUGAAGCUGUCCAAUGUAGAUGAUGACCCGUGCUCUGACUACAUCAAUGCCAGCUAUGUCCCAGGCAACAACUUCAGAAGAGAAUACAUCGCUACUCAGGGACCGCUUCCUGGAACCAAGGAUGACUUCUGGAAAAUGGUGUGGGAACAGAACGUUCACAACAUUGUCAUGGUGACCCAGUGUGUUGAGAAGGGCCGGGUAAAGUGUGAUCAUUACUGGCCAGCAGAUCAGGACUCCCUCUACUAUGGGGACCUCAUCCUGCAGAUGCUCUCAGAGUCCGUGCUGCCUGAGUGGACCAUCAGGGAGUUUAAGAUAUGCAGUGAGGAGCAGCUUGAUGCAAACAGACUCAUCCGUCACUUUCACUAUACAGUGUGGCCAGACCACGGAGUCCCAGAGACCACCCAGUCCCUGAUCCAGUUUGUGAGAACUGUCAGGGACUACAUCAAUAGGACUCCAGGUGCUGGGCCCACCGUGGUGCACUGCAGUGCUGGUGUGGGUAGGACUGGAACCUUUAUUGCGUUGGACCGAAUCCUUCAGCAGUUAGACUCCAAAGACUCCGUGGACAUUUAUGGAGCCGUGCAUGACCUAAGACUUCACAGGGUUCACAUGGUCCAGACUGAGUGUCAAUACAUAUAUCUACAUCAGUGUGUAAGAGAUGUCCUCAGAGCAAGGAAGCUACGGAGUGAACAAGAAAACCCCUUGUUUCCAAUCUACGAAAAUGUGAAUCCAGAGUACCACAGAGAUGCAGUCUAUUCAAGGCAUUAAGAAUGUACCCGAAGAUCUCCUGGAUAAAAAUUUUUCACUGUGUGAUUUUGUUUUAAAAAAAUUUGCUUCUUGCCCUGCAGAGGUGCCAACUAUUUCUGUCAAUACUAUGUAUAAUUUAUUAAUCUGGAGAAUGUUAAAGAAUUUAUGUAAUUUAAAGGUAACAGAUAUUAUUGUACAUAGUUGUAUUUUGUAGUUUUUCCUGUAAAUAUGUAUUUUUUUCAUAAUGUUUAAUAUUAAGCUUUAUAUAAUACUAUUUUUUCACCCAAAAGUGUUCAUGGCUUGUUCUACAUAAAGCAAUUCAACCUGUA